Messenger RNA from Cicer arietinum (chickpea), 692 nucleotides. RefSeq lists its product as uncharacterized. Gene Ontology annotation, cellular component: endomembrane system. The record is from RefSeq and is a predicted model, not a curated record. Lineage: Eukaryota; Viridiplantae; Streptophyta; Magnoliopsida; Fabales; Fabaceae.
UGAAAUCUAAUAAGAUUGAUGAAGAGGUCGCAUAUCCAAUAGCGUUUGAGAUUCUAGAAGGGGAAACUUGAAGACAAAGUCACAAAGCAAAGCAGAAAUCGAUCAACACACGCUGCUCGUGUCCACCGAUAACUUGAGCUGAAUCUGCAACCUCAAAGGAGAGAAAUAAAAAAAUAAAAAUAAAAAGAUGUACGUAGAUCACGCAUUCUCGAUUUCUGAUGAGGACAUGAUGAUGGAAACAUCGUACACUGCGAACAACAAACCACCCAUCAAGGAGAUCGCACUCGCCGUUUCUCUUCUCGUUUUCGGAACCCUAGGCAUCAUCAUCGGUUCCCUCAUGGCUUACAAUCACGUCGGCGGCGACACUGCUCACGGUCUCUUCUUUGCAAUACUGGGAUCAAUCUUGUUCAUACCAGGUUUCUACUAUACGCGGAUUGCAUAUUAUGCUUACAAGGGAUACAAAGGAUUCUCUUUCUCUAACAUACCUCCUGUAUAGCUUAUGUCAAGUUAUAUCUUUGUGUAUAGAUCUUCUAUGGUUUCAACUUUUUUUUGUUCCCCUUUUAUUUUAUUUGUUAUGCCUUACAUCGAAUGUAUAUUUACAUUGACUACAAAUGUUCUGAACAAAUAUAUUUACAGCUGCUAAGAUACUGCGUUGCUCUAUAGAAUGAAUAAUCAAUCUUCCUGCUAUGAAA